AUGGCGGCUCUCCCCGGCACGGUCCCCAGGAUGAUGCGGCCAGCGCCGGGACAGAACUACCCCCGGACCGGCUUUCCCCUGGAAGUGUCCACCCCGCUGGGCCAGGGCCGGGUCAACCAGCUCGGUGGGGUCUUUAUCAACGGGCGACCCCUGCCCAACCACAUCCGCCACAAGAUCGUGGAGAUGGCCCACCACGGCAUCCGCCCCUGCGUCAUCUCCCGCCAGCUCCGCGUCUCCCACGGCUGCGUCUCCAAGAUUCUCUGCCGCUACCAGGAGACCGGCUCCAUCCGGCCCGGGGCCAUCGGAGGCAGCAAACCCAGGCAGGUAGCCACUCCAGACGUGGAGAAGAAAAUCGAGGAGUACAAGCGGGAGAACCCAGGCAUGUUCAGCUGGGAGAUCCGGGACCGACUGCUGAAAGACGGGCAUUGCGACCGCAGCACGGUCCCCUCAGGUUUAGUGAGUUCGAUUAGCCGCGUGCUCAGAAUCAAGUUCGGGAAGAAAGAAGAGGAGGACGAGUGCGACAAGAAGGAGGAGGACGGCGAGAAGAAGGCCAAGCAUAGCAUUGACGGCAUCCUGGGCGACAAAGGGAACCGACUGGAUGAAGGCUCCGAUGUGGAGUCCGAGCCCGACCUCCCCCUGAAGCGGAAGCAACGCCGGAGCCGCACCACAUUCACGGCGGAGCAGCUGGAGGAGCUGGAGAAGGCUUUCGAGAGGACCCACUACCCUGACAUCUACACCCGUGAAGAGCUGGCCCAGAGGACCAAGCUCACGGAGGCUCGCGUCCAGGUGUGGUUCAGCAACCGCAGAGCCCGGUGGCGUAAACAGGCGGGAGCCAAUCAGCUUGCAGCUUUCAACCACCUUCUGCCGGGGGGCUUCCCACCCACGGGCAUGCCGACGCUCCCUCCUUACCAGCUGCCGGACUCCACCUACUCCACCACCACCAUUUCCCAAGAUGGGGGUAGUACAGUGCACCGGCCCCAGCCUCUCCCACCUUCCACCAUGCACCAGGGAGGACUGGCAGCCGCUGCGGCCGCCGCGGACACCAGCUCCGCGUACGGCGCCCGCCACAGCUUCUCCAGCUACUCCGACAGCUUCAUGAACCCAACGGCUCCGACCAACCACAUGAACCCUGUCAGCAACGGCCUGUCUCCUCAGGUCAUGAGUAUCCUGAGCAAUCCCAGCGGAGUGCCCCCGCAGCCCCAAGCUGAUUUCUCCAUCUCCCCCCUCCACGGUGGGCUGGACACCACCAACUCCAUCUCGGCCAGCUGCAGCCAGCGGAGCGACUCCAUCAAGUCUGUCGACAGCCUUCCCACCUCGCAGUCGUACUGUCCCCCCACCUACAGUACCACUGGCUACAGCGUGGAUCCCGUGGCUGGCUACCAGUAUGGGCAGUAUGGACAAACCGCUGUCGACUACCUGGCCAAGAACGUGAGCCUGUCCACCCAGCGUAGAAUGAAGCUGGGCGAACACUCCGCGGUUCUGGGGCUCCUGCCCGUGGAGACGGGCCAGGCCUACUGAGGAGCCCCCCUGGGGGAUUCCGGCCAUGCCCAUCCCUCUGGGAUCGACCUAUCGCCACCACCACCAUCGCCACCACCAGCAUUCCAGAGACCCACCUCUACCAAGCCCUCCCAUCCCCACUCCUUCCUCCAUCUGAAUCCAAAUCAACAGCAACUCCACCCCACACCUGAGCUACCGAGGAGGCUGGGUGGAGGCGGGGCCGAGAUGGGCAAGAGACUCUCCGGGAACCCCAGUUUCUUCCUGAUCAAUCCCUGAGCUACAUCUCCCCAAGCCGCAACCUUGCCCAAGGCCUGAGAUGUGGAAUAACUUUACUGCCACCCUCUGGCCUCACCCUUUCCCCUUUGUUCCCCCUUCCUGCUGGAUUGCAGAAAGCUCUUAAAAAUUUACCCUUGUUUUAGGCAACUGGCAGGACCCCCAGUGGACUGGAAGGGGGAAUGUUUAAGCUCUUCUGCGUACAAUACCCACACAUAUACAUAGAUACACUUUGUAAAUGGUGAGCUUGAAGAGCACAGGGAAACUAAGAUGAGAACAGUGGUUUCGAGUGUGGGACCACAGAACUCUUUGGACCAAAUGAAAGUCGCGGGGACCAAGGCAGCUUUUCCCUAGAAGAAUUGGGAGUAGAGGUAUGAUCAAAGGGAGUGAUUGACCGUUAACCCAGUAGUCCACCCUAGUUGAUUCAAGUGAGUCAUCGCAAAAGCAGGACUUUUAUGAAUAAUAGUUGGGGUUGAGUGGGUUGAGAGCAGGAAGGCAGGGAAGGUGGGAGGGUUUGCCAAAGGCCCAACUCAGACAUUCCACCAGGGAGUCACUUAAACCCUGGUCAGUAGGUGGGGGCAGGAUGCUUGGGUUCUCUCCAAGACUGCCGGGGGCAGGAGAUGAGGUGGGGAGGGUCAGGG
Molecule: messenger RNA, 2411 nt
Organism: Ornithorhynchus anatinus (platypus)
Lineage: Eukaryota; Metazoa; Chordata; Mammalia; Monotremata; Ornithorhynchidae
Gene: PAX7
Product: paired box 7
Exons: 9
Coding region: 1-1518 (505 amino acids)
Biological process (GO): anatomical structure development; regulation of transcription by RNA polymerase II
Molecular function (GO): DNA-binding transcription factor activity, RNA polymerase II-specific; RNA polymerase II cis-regulatory region sequence-specific DNA binding
Source: RefSeq, a predicted model, not a curated record